AGAUUUACUGCUGUGGGCUGCUGAGCACCAGGAAAAGUGACUGCACAGGCCUACCUCCAUCCAUGCUGAACAAUUCUGAAACUCCACAGUCCAGAGGACAGUACAGAAUAAGAAUGAAGGGAAAUAUGUCACUGAUUUGCUGGUACAAUAAAGGGCACUUUCGUUUUCUGACCAACGCCUAUUCUCCGGUUCAACAAGGAGUCAUAAUUAAGAGAAAAAGUGGAGAAAUUCCAUGCCCACUGGCAGUUGAAGCCUUUGCUGCUCACCUUAGCUAUAUCUGCAAAUAUGACGACAAAUACAGCAAGUAUUUCAUUUCUCACAAACCAAACAAGACCUGGCAACAAGUGUUCUGGUUUGCCAUCAGCAUCGCUAUAAAUAACGCCUACAUCCUCUACAAAAUGUCAGAGGCCUACCACGUGACAAGGUACAGCCGCGCACAGUUUGGUGAGAGACUUGUAAAGGAGCUUUUGGGCUUGGAGGACACCUCACCCUCCCAUUGAUGCUUUGUUCUUGGUGGCAUAGGCAGGGACUGGAGGGUAAACAGAAGAUACCACGGCAAAUCAUGGAGCGGCAAAGCAAGGAACUUGUGACGCCACCAGUGCUGUCAUCCAAAAAUGCCAAAUGAUGCCAAAAGAGAUGCAAACUUUGUUCCUAGUAUUGGCGGGAUGUAAAAAUGUCGUGCAGAAAGUGCCACUGGAAAAGCUGACACAAAAUUGCAYAUGUGAAUUGCAAUGGGAAUCUGUACACCCAAACCAGACUUAAACUAACUGUUAUCUCAAUGCUAUUUGUUGAACAGAGCCAUCUUGUAAAGUUCCUCUUGGGCCAUGAGCUUGUCAGAAGCUGGCACAGCUCAGCAGUCCUAGACAGGUACGACAGGAAACUCUACAUCUUCCUUGGAGUUAUUGAAAUCUGGGACAAGCACCGUGAGGCUGCACCAUGGGCUGUGGCUGAGCAUGCCUGCCAUCUGUGAGGUGUCACCGCUCUCCUCCAGUGGGACAAGCGGGGCAGCUCRGCAAAGGAGCACCGCAUCAGGCAURUUGACAAACACAACCUUCACAGGCAGGCAGCCAGCAACUGAGGACCAGUCACAACCUUUUCUUUCUGUUGUUUUUCUUUCCCCUUUGUUUGUAUUGAUGUAACACAAUUUGAUCCCAGUUGGAACACAGGAAAAUUAGGAGAAAGCAAAUACAUYAGUGAAUUUAAAAUGACAAAUACAUUACAUUGGUUUUGUUUUUUAACCAGGAUGAAACAUUUUAUACACAAACAAACAGUGAUUAAUACUGUAAGUAUUAACACUGAGUAAACCAGUAAGUAAUACUGUCUCACAUCUUAACUGCCACGGUCAGUGUACAGGUGAGAAAUCGAAAUAUAUCAACUAUAUUUUUUCUUGAUUUCAACUGUAUCUUAAAUGAUGCUUUACAAGCUAAUGUAAUGGACUGUUAUGGUUUUAAGAACAAUAAUUUCUUAGUUUUUUCUUUGGYAACUGUCAAGACCUUUUUGGUCCACUUUAGAAUUUCAUUCGGCACACAGUUGGCAGGAAAAAAUACRUCGCUAAUAGCCGAGUGUUUCCCAUUAUCACUGUGGGGUGUUCCAUAGGAAUUAUUUUUGGUAGAGUUCAGGGCUUGUCAGAGUAGUUGUAAUUAAGCAGAUUACGUGUUUAGCAAAAUAACAUAGCAUUGUGUCUUACAAAAGGAAAGAAGUCCAGUUGCAAACAACCUUAAACCUUGCUAAAAUAGAGCAAGCCCAAAGAGUGUCUCUGUCCUGAGUGAUUCUGUAGAGGACAACCAUCAUUGUGAGCUGGUGGCUGAGACCAUGUUUUGGUGCUCAUGGAAUCUGAAAGCCACUGGAAUAUCAGAAAACAAUGCCAAGAGAGAGAGGUAUGAUUGAAACAAGGGAAUCAAUACUGAGGUGAAAUACUACCCUGCCCUCUACGCAUUAUUGAUUUCAGUCCACAACUCAAUAACCAAAAACCACUGUAUUCUGAAGGUUAGCAGUGAUGGACACAAACAGAAUGGCAUUAACUUACAGGGCAGAAACCAUGUUGAUCAGAGGACCAGCUGGUUUCAGGCCCCUGACCCUGAAAAAUUUUACUUUACUUCCAAAGACUGACUGGAGUUGAUUCAAGAGGAAUGGAGUGAAUGACUGAUUUAUCAGCGUAGGUCUCACCAGGUUACAUCUAUYUAUCUGGCAAGAGGCAAUAGAGGGUAAGCAACAUGAAUUUGGAACAGAUUUCAUCAUUCUGUGACAUGCAUAUGCAUAACAUGUAAAUAAUAACAGAAGAACAAUACAGCAGGGGUUAGUGAACAAAUGAUUAGCCCAUGGAGUAUCCUUGCACUGACACCUUUCUGUUUCCACCAAAGUCUUGUUUUACAAAGUAGACCUAGAGGCAGAGCUCCCCUGGAUGUGAGGAGAGAAGGGAAUGGCCAACUCCAUGGUGGUUCUGCUUGUGCAACAGCCUGGAGCCAUCCCACUAAUCCUGCUCUGCCUGCCAGCUGAACAAUGAACAGCAGCGGGAUUCCAAAGCAUCCUUUUCAAUUCUCAGUCCACAAGGUCUCCACCCAGGAAACGUGGGAGAACAGACAAAACCUUGUGCACUGAGGCCUCCUAACAACAAAAGAAGGGGGUGUAUUUGUUCUACUUUAGCCCUUGGCAAUGCCAAGCUGCACAGAAACCCAAGGAAGAAUUCAAAAUUUCUUGGCCUGGCAGAGAGCUGAGACCACCCCUCUUCAGACUGUGUGUGUGCUGGUAGCUAGUCAGUCUUGUGAGUAUUCAAAGGGAGACAGCAGCUAGCCUGAAGCAUGAAAAAUAAAUGUUCAGCAAUAUAAACCUACAGUUUUCUUUUUUCAGAAAAUUUCAGAGUGUUCAUAUUGCUCCCUGCUUCAGACAAUGCCACCCUAUAUUGGAUGAGGCAGAAUAGCUACUAGCUCAUUAUAUCCUAGAAAUUUAUAUGGUAGUUUAAACUGGGGCAGUAAGGAAAAGUUUGGCUGGAACUCUGCUGAUGGGACAGCUUAAAUGAACAAUAGCUACUUCCUUGCACUCCCUUGCCAUGAUGGAGUAUUUGCAGGAUACCCAUGCCCCCAGCAGACAUGGGAUGGUUUCCAAGACCACCUUGGAGCCACUUGGAAUUUCUGAGGAGUAGGCACAGCAUUCUCCAGCUAUGUUGUAGACCCCUGGGAUAAAUCUGGAGCCCUUGGCCAAUUGUUACAUAACAAUGUAUGUAUGCUUAAAGGCCUGGAUCUAGGCCAUCCCAUGGAGAAAAUGCCUUUUCUUUUUUAAGUGACAGUAGGCCUGAGGCCUUGGAAUAUUUAAUUUUUCACUAACGUAUGCUGUUAAUUUUGUGGAUUACUUGUGCUCAAAUCAUGAGGUCCUAGCUUUUUGCCUCAGGGACUGGGUCCUGAGUAGUUUUCCCUAGAAUUGGUGUUGAGGGGGGAUUACACAGUGGCUGACUAUUACAGGGAAGAUGCUUUAGUCUCCUUUGUAAAGGAGAAAAAUGAAGACAAAAUUAUAGCUUUGCAAUGAAUUUCAUUUUCUUAGCCUUAACCAUCCCUCAUCAUUUUGAACUGGUGUUGUAAUCAUGCACAAACAUUCCAUAAGUAAGCAAAAAAUAUUUAUAUAUAUUUAUAUGUACAAAAUGCCUGAAUUUUGGCUCUCAAAGCCAACAAGCAAAAGCCACCACAGUGUAGUCUAUAUCUGCAGAUGACUUCCCCCUCAUCUUUUAUCGACUGGAAGUAGAUAGGGUUGGGGAAAGAUAAGAUUUCUCCUUGUUGAAAAAGCAUCUUGCACUUUUUCUGUUACUACAACCAAGGCGAAGUAAUUAAGGAAGAAACAGAAUAAUUUCUAAAAGGCUAAAGUUUGUCAACUGCAUCUCAGCUUGUGUAGGAUUAUUUCCUUCACUGCAAACUGGCUUACUUGGAUUUGUUUCCCCACUUGCUCGUAACAUUAAAACUUCUCCCUAAUUAAAGGGGGGUGAAAAGUUAAUCUCAAAGUAGUGCGAGGAUGCUUGUCAUAGUGUGUGUGUGUGUGUAAUUGUGCAAUAGCUUGUGCAAUUAUAGUUUGGGUUGUUUUGGGAGGUAUUUUGUAGCCUUAAGACAAUCUGGGUAAGAGAUCUGAGAACUCAGCAGUAGGUAAAACGCCGUUGAAAUGCCAACCAGGCAUCACAGAGGAAUGUCUCUAAACUUUUUCAGGAAAAAAAAAAGAAGUUUGACGCUGAAGAAGUGAAGGGAGCACAGCACAGCUCCUUUCUCUCCAGCUGAAUUGAAUUUUCACUGAGAUGUACUUCUGAAAACUGAUAAUUACUUGUUCAUGGUAUGCAAACUUUGUUUCAAAAGAACUGAGACCAUCAGUAAGACAUACUGACCACCUUCUAUGCACAAUACUUUCAGGAAAUGUCUGUCGUGCCACGAUCCAUUCUUGGAAAACAUUUCUUUUCCCAGUGUGUAAGAACAACACUCACUAGAGCUUAGAAGCCACUGGGAAGUGUUUCCACUGUUGUCUCAAUUGAAAAAUGUUUCAAGGGCUUGCAGGAAUUCUGCCACUUUUUACUUCAGCCCAUCUGUACACUUGACCAUGGGGCACAAUUUAAAAAAAACUCUCAUCUCCAUUUGCUAUUUCUAUUCUCUAUACCCAAUCUUUCUAUAUAUAAGUAGUCUAGGAAUUAUAAUUUAUAGAAUGAAGAUUUCUUUUUCUUCAGAUAAUUCCUAGAGAAAAUUCAAUUUAGCAACUCAAAAACAGCAUUCCUCUUUAUCUCCAGCUAUAUGUCUGUGGUCUUUUUUUGUUCUGAAGGUGUUAUUUUCUUUCUAAAACACUCAUUUAGAAGUCUGUCUUGAGCUGGCAUGUAGUGAAAGAAGCCUCCAAUAUCUCAUUUUUCCACACCUUAGUCCCCUUGUGCUAGAGCUUAUUUUUCUGAUGAGUGGAGGAUUAUGCUGCUCUGRUAACUCUGUGCAUCUCUGCUACUUUCCAAGGAAGGAUUGCAAAGUGCUGUAACAACCUCAGCACUCGUGAGACAUCAUUAGCUUAUCAAAGCUUCUCCUUUCUUACCAGACACCAAAGCACCGCGCAUGUAAGGAGGGUGAUGAAACUGUAAAGUGGAGUUUACAGUCMUGCUAACUAAAGCCAUGUUCGUUUUCAGUGAUUUGGUUCUUGUUCAAAAGCACUUCUCCAAACUAGAAAUGAAACUAUGCCAAAUACCAUUUCCUGCUAAUUAAGGGCUGUGUGACUUAGCACAGGUUCCUUCAUAAAGGCUGGCAUGAGUCAAAACCAAGCUGCACUCAAGGUAAGAGAAAAUUUGAUAAAACAUGGGAGUUCAACAAGCCCAGGGGAAUUUAGAGGAGAUAAACGGAAAAUCCGAAGCUCUGCAGUAGUCCAGUAAACAGGGUGAAAUUCAAAUACAUAAUUACUGAGUUGAGAAAAAUCACAGAGGUUUAGAAGGAAUAUGAAGUCUUCCGUCCAUCUCUGUUGUGGAGUUUGCCAUGGCACUUCCUUCAUGCUCAGAUUUAUGUAAGAUUGGUUGGUCGUAAAAUGAGCUCAUCUCAGUUUGGCUGAGAAAAACAUGCAAGUGUCAAAGGCCUGUUUGCAGUUUCACAAAGACAAGGAACUUUAAGAUCAAAACAGGUAUAUAUUUGUCCUGCUGUUAACUAGGAUACUUGCACCAAGAGAUGACAUCAUCUGCUCAAAAGCAAGCCUGUCAUCAGUGCUGCUUGAUAUGUAUUCAUUCUUGUCACAACUCUUCCCAAAUCUGCCUUUGUUUCCAGAAGCAUAAUGAAUUGGAAGCACCCCUGUAUCAUCACCCCACUGCUGGGAAACAGCUGAGAACAGCUGUGCUUUGUACAAAAAGCCUCUCCUUCCCUUCUUUUGAGUGGUGGCUUUGUCUCUCCAGAAAUCUAGCCCUGGAGAAGUUUCCUGCCCUACACUUUCCUUUGCUUCCCUCCUUCYUUGCAUUUAGAACACAUCCAAAGCAUCCUGCAGGUUUUUGGUCAGUCUGGAUGCAUUGACA
Molecule: messenger RNA, 5992 nt
Organism: Malurus melanocephalus (red-backed fairy wren)
Lineage: Eukaryota; Metazoa; Chordata; Aves; Passeriformes; Maluridae
Product: piggyBac transposable element-derived protein 5-like
Exons: 3
Biological process (GO): non-replicative DNA transposition
Cellular component (GO): nucleus
Molecular function (GO): transposase activity
Source: RefSeq, a predicted model, not a curated record